AUGGAGAUGGAUGAGGCGGCGGAUGAGGUGUUCGGCAAGAACGACGAUAAAGAGGACAUCGCCAGCUCUGCCACGCUCGUGGCCCGCCGACACAUCCGCGGGUGCCGUCGACAUCAAGGAAGAGUAGUGCAUGGAUCUGGUCCAACGGGGCAGGUUACGAAAUUUAAGAAAUCCAAGGAGAGUGUCAAAGGGCACGGUCUCUUCAAGUUGUGCUGUUGUGGCAGAGAUUUUGAUUGUGAUGUGUCUCGUGCUUGUUUCUGGGCUUAUGACGAUGCAACAAAAUCUGACUGGGUUAGCGAUAGCGAUGACAGUGAUACGUUCGAUUGGGAAAGUGAUGGACUGGCUGAGCCCUUGUCGGCUUUGGCCUUGAAUAACCUUGAUGCUUCUGGCCCAUCCAUGCUGGAUGUUACUGGCUGGGCCAAGGGGAAAGCACCAUCAGCUUCUUUAGUUGAGGAAUUUGUCAGAAUGGGUUAUCCAAAGGAGAUUGUUUUGAUGGCCGUCGAGGCGAGCGGGUACAAUGAUGCAAAUGACAUACUCGAGCUACUUCUCACAUUUAAGGCACUAGUUAACUACCCAUCCAUGGAAAACAGCUUUACUUCUGGCUGCACCCCUCACGAUGUUGAGGAUGACGACGACAACGAUCUUGAUUUUGCAAAAUGGGAUGAUGGCGGCGAUGAUGCUGGUGAGAGGGCAGCCAGUUCUAAUGAUUCUAGUGAUGAGGCUGAGUCCUUGUUGGCUUCCGCCUUGAGUAACCUUGAUGCUCUUGGCCCAUCCAUGCUGGACGUUAAUGGUUGGGCCAAGGAGAAAGCACCAUCAUCUUCUUCACUCGAGGAAUAUGUCGGAAUGGGUUAUCCAAAGGAGAUGCUUUUGAAGGCUGUCAAGGCAAUUGGGUACAGUCAUGCAAAUGAAUUUCUCGACCUACUUCUCACAUUUGAGACGCUAGGUAAUUACCCUUCCAUGGGUAACUGCUUUACCCCUGGCUGCACCCCUCAUGAUGCUGCGGAUGACGAUGACAGUGAUAUUGAUUUUGAAAACUUGAAUGAUGAUGAUGAUGCUAAUGAUUCCACAAACUGGAAUGGUGAUGAUGAUGAUGAUGAUGAUAUUGAUUUCAAAAACUGGGAUGAUGAUGACGAUGGUGCUGGUGAGACGGAAGCCAAUUCUAAUGUUUCUGGUGACGAGGAUUUCGCACAAGCGAUGUUAGAAAAGGACGAGAAUAUCAAGGAUUUCGCACAAGCAAUGUUAGAAAAGGAUGCGGGGUUUCCUGAAGUUAGGGCCAAUAUGGCUUUUACCAGAGGUGGUGCGGAUGAUGCUCUUUUUGCAUUACUUGAUUCCAAGAACUUUUCUACCCGUGAGGUUACGAACAAGAUCUUCAAUUCCUUAAAAAGGAGAAAGGAAGGAAGAUUCAUGGAAGAGAGCAAGAAAAAAAGGAUGCGAUGUGGAGGUGAAGCGCAAGGAAAUUGGCUCCCCUUGAAUGGUAGCGAUGAUGAACCAAUUGUUCUUCCAAAUCCAAUGGUUGGCUUUAGCCUGCCUAAUAGCAUGGUACAGCCAGUUAAAAGAAGCCUCCCCGAACAAGCUAUUGGUCCACCUUUCUUCUACUAUGAAAAUGUGGCCCAAACCCCUAAACGCACAUGGGAUACUAUUAAAGGAGAAUUGUAUGGUGUAGAGCCAGAGUUUCUGGAUUCCAAGUACAUAUGUGCAACUGCCAGGAAAAGAGGUUACAUCCAUAAUCUCCCGAUUGAGAAUAGGUCAUCUCUCUGCCUGGAGCCUCCAAAGACUAUAUUUGAGGCGUUUCCCCAUUAUAGGAAGUGGUGGCCUUCUUGGGACUCGAGAAAGCAGCUCAACUGCCUGACGACAUGUGUGCCAAGUUCAAGGCUGACAGAACUAAUUGAGUUUGUUCUUUCAGCAGCGGAGAAUCCACCAUCUCUUCGUGUUCAAAACUAUGUUAUGGCUUUGUGCAGACAAUACAAUCUCGUGUGGGUUGGUAAAAACAGGGUUGCUCAUUUGGAGCCCCAUGAGAUGGAAUACCUACUGGGUUUUCCAAGGAAUCACACGAGGGGAGUCACCAGAACUCAGAGGUACAAAUCUCUUGGCAACUCAUUUCAAGUGGAUACAGUUACUUACCACUUGUCUGUGUUGAGGGACAUGUUUCCUGAUGGUAUAAACGUACUGUCCUUAUUCACCGGUAUUGGAGGAGGAGAGGUAGCGCUACAUAGGCUUGGAAUCCACAUGAGGAUAGUGGUUUCUGUAGAGAUAUCUAAAGUGAAUAAGAGGAUUUUGAGAAGUUGGUGGAAUCAGACUCAGACAGGCGAGUUGAUUCAGAUUCCAGACGUGAGGACUCUAACUGAUGAUAAAAUCAGGUCAUUUAUUGAAAGUAUUGGCGGCUUUGACUUGGUGAUUGGGGGCAGCCCAUGCAACAAUCUCGCUGGCAAAAAUCGGUUCCACCGUGACGGUCUAGAGGGCGAGCACUCUUCUCUAUUCUACCAGUACCCCAGAAUCUUGAACACCGUCAAGUCAGAGAUGGCGAGGAUUAAGCACUUAGCUAUAUCUCAUUGUUGCAAACCAGUCUAG
Molecule: messenger RNA, 2568 nt
Organism: Triticum urartu
Lineage: Eukaryota; Viridiplantae; Streptophyta; Magnoliopsida; Poales; Poaceae
Product: DNA (cytosine-5)-methyltransferase DRM2-like
Cellular component (GO): nucleus
Molecular function (GO): DNA (cytosine-5-)-methyltransferase activity
Source: RefSeq, a predicted model, not a curated record